CCGAUUAACCCUCAAGUGCUCGGCCCGCUCCGAGUUUGUUUACCGAGAAACUCCACCGGUUCCGCGACGAGAGAAAAGCGAGCGGGAACAAUUUCCCGGGAAAAAGUUAUCGAGAGAAUGCUGCAAUGCAUCUUCCUCCUCUCCGAUUCUGGGGAGGUAAUGCUUGAGAAGCAAUGGACAGGACAUCAAGUGGACAGAUCCAUAUGUUCAUGGUUUUGGGGGCAUGUUUUGUCCCAAGGUGGUUCUUCUAAGGUUCCUCCUGUAAUUGCUUCACCAACACAUUAUCUCUUCCAAAUUGUUCGAGAGGGGAUUACGUUUUUAGGAUGUUCACAGGUUGAAAUGCCGCCAUUAAUGGCACUAGAUUUUCUGGGCAGGGUAGCAGAUGUCCUCUCAGAUUAUCUUGGAAGUUUGGAUGAAGAUUUGAUAAAGGAUAAUUUUGUCAUUGUAUAUGAGCUUUUAGAUGAGUUGAUGGACAAUGGCUUUCCCUUAACAACUGAACCAAACAUUUUGAAGGAGAUGAUAGCCCCACCAAAUCUUGUCAACAAGGUUUUAAAUGCUGUUACUGGUACCAGUUCAAGCAUGAGCAACACCCUUCCCAGUGCGACAGCUUCCACUGUUCCUUGGAGAACAAGUAACACAAAGCAUGCUAACAAUGAGGUCUAUGUUGAUCUUGUUGAACAACUCGAUGCAACAGUGAGCAGAGAUGGGCAUCUUGUCAACUGUGAAAUCUAUGGUGAAGUACAAGUAAAUUCUCAUCUUUCUGGUCUUCCUGACUUGACACUGUCUUUUGCAAACCCGUCUAUCCUGAAUGAUGUGAGGUUUCAUCCUUGCGUUCGGUUCAGGCCAUGGGAAUCACAUCAGAUUUUGUCAUUUGUACCUCCUGAUGGGCAGUUCAAGCUGAUGAGCUACAGGGUGGCAAAUCUGAAGAAUACUCCAAUCUAUGUAAAACCUCAAUUUAGCUCUGAUGCUGGGACUUGUCGAGUUCAUGUUCUGGUUGGAAUGCGUUGCGAUCCAGGCAAACAAAUUGAUUCCAUAACAGUUGAAUUCCAGUUGCCAUCUUGCGUUGUAUCAACAGAUUUAACUUCAAAUCAUGGAAUGGUUAAUGUUCUGGCUGACAAGGUCUGUUCAUGGUCUAUAGGCCGAAUACCAAAAGACAAGGGUCCAUCAUUGUCGGGGACAUUGCGCUUGGCAGCCGGUUUGGAACGCAUGCAUGUAUUUCCUACAUUUGUUGUUGGUUUCAAGAUCAUGGGUGUUGCUCUUUCAGGUCUGCAGAUUGAUAAAUUGGACCUUUUGAAUCUGCCUUACCGACCAUACAAAGGGUUUCGAGCUCUUACACGUGCUGGUAUCUACGAGGUAAGGGGCUAGUAGAAUACAUGCUGGUGACAUCUUGAUAUAUUUGAAAUGUCAUUGUAGCAAGGACACCUGGCAAUCAAUCACAUUUUUUCAUUUUUUUUCGGUUUCUGUGGUUCUCUGCUUUGUGCAAUUUUUUGCGAGGUAUUUUCUGGCUGUGUAUGGUGACGAUGGUGCAGAUGAGACCGUGGAUUGCUAUGUUUACAUUUUUGUAAUAGUUUUUUGUUUGUUUA
This is a messenger RNA of Nymphaea colorata (pocket water lily), 1583 nucleotides long. Its product is annotated as AP-3 complex subunit mu. The coding region runs from base 118 to 1365 and encodes 415 amino acids. NCBI's taxonomy places the organism in Eukaryota, Viridiplantae, Streptophyta, Magnoliopsida, Nymphaeales, Nymphaeaceae. The record is from RefSeq and is a predicted model, not a curated record. Gene Ontology annotation, biological process: endocytosis; intracellular protein transport. Gene Ontology annotation, cellular component: clathrin adaptor complex; cytoplasmic vesicle. The transcript has 8 exons.